AUGGCUGACCAAAUAAAAUCGAAUUUAGAGGCUUUCGAGCAUUUUGGAACCUUAGCAAUCCACGCAGGGCAAGAACCAGAGAAAUGGACGUCAAGAGCCGUGGUACCGCCGAUUUCGUUGUCUACUACAUUCAAGCAAGAUGCACCCGGCGUUUAUAAGCAAUAUGAGUAUUCUAGAUCUGGAAACCCAACGAGAACCUGCUUUGAAGAGUGUGUAGCUGCACUGGAAGGGGGCAAGCAUGGCAUUGCCACAUCGUCUGGUUUGGCUGCCACCAUGCUUCUCGUGCACACUCUUAAGUCAGGAGAUCACAUUGCUUGCAUUGAUGAUGUUUAUGGUGGUACAAACCGAUACUUCAGCCGUAUAAUGACUCCCUCGAUGGGCAUUGAAGUCACUUUUCAUGACUACACAAAUUUGGACAAUCUAAAAAAAGCAAUAAAACCAAACACCAAGAUGGUCUGGGUAGAAACUCCGACCAACCCAACACUAAAGCUGACUGACAUCCAAGGAGCAGCAGACAUUGUUCAUCAGCAUGAGGGUGUGAUGAUGGUGGUGGACAACACCUUUAUGUCCUCGUACUUCCAGAGACCACUGUCUCUUGGAGCAGAUGCUGUUAUGCACUCCGUCACCAAGUAUAUGAAUGGACACUCUGAUGUGUGCAUGGGUGUGAUCGCAACAAAUAACGAUGAGCUUGCCAAAAAGCUUAAGUUCCUUCAGUUUGCUUCUGGACCAGUGCCUAGCCCAUUUGACUGCUAUCUUGCCAACCGUGGUCUGAAAACACUGCAUGUACGCAUGCGAGAACACGAGAGAAAUGCUAAAGCAGUGGCCAGCUUUCUCGAAAAGGACCCCAGAGUCACGGCUGUAAAGUACCCAGGUCUCCAAUCUCACCCUCAGCACGAACUUGCCAAACGUCAGAUGACUGGUUUUGGUGGAAUGGUGACAUUUUACAUCAAGGGAGACCUCAACACUGCCACAGAGUUUCUUAAACAAGUCAAGGUUUUCACCCUUGCUGAAAGUCUGGGUGGCUUUGAAAGCCUGUGUGAGCAUCCAGCUGUUAUGACACAUGCAUCUGUCCCACCGGCCCAGAGGGAGGUACUAGGCAUCUCAGACACGCUGAUUCGUCUAUCAGUUGGACUUGAAGAUACCAAAGACCUUAUAAAUGACUUGGACCAAGCACUAGCAGCUGCUGUAAGGGACAGCCAGUGAUGAAACAAUUUUGAACAUUGUUUUGUAAAAAUUAGGAAAUUAAAUGUUAGACAGCUGCUAAAACUUCUUCAAAAAAACUAGAAUUACACUAAACAGAGCAGGUAGUAAAUUUGGCUUGCCUGAUGUGUUUCCCUAUGAUCUCUUUCCUUUUCCUCAUCUCAAUAUUUAACAACACAACCAUCACUAAAUUAUCAACACCACCAGCAUCAUCAUCAUCAUUGCCACUAUCGUCACAAUUAUUAUUUUAAACAUUAUCAUUAUUAUCACACACAGCAUCAUCACCAUUUUUAUCAUGAUCACCAUCAUUAUGAAUUAUCAUCACCAUCAUUAUUAUUACCAGAGUUUGUCAACUAAAAUCAAUCUAAAGUCUA
This is a messenger RNA of Nematostella vectensis (starlet sea anemone), 1574 nucleotides long. RefSeq names its product cystathionine gamma-lyase. Lineage: Eukaryota; Metazoa; Cnidaria; Anthozoa; Actiniaria; Edwardsiidae. The coding region runs from base 1 to 1203 and encodes 400 amino acids. Gene Ontology annotation, cellular component: cytoplasm. The record is from RefSeq and is a predicted model, not a curated record. The transcript is spliced from 13 exons. Gene Ontology annotation, biological process: transsulfuration. Gene Ontology annotation, molecular function: cystathionine gamma-lyase activity; pyridoxal phosphate binding.